CCGGUGAAGCAACAAAUGGAGAGGAAAGCUGACAGGUCAUCAGUCUUGAACAACAUGGCGACCUCGAUGUUAUGGAGGAAAGCUAAACUUCUCCUUUCGGCGAGGACUUCAUUUCACACGUCAUGGAUCCACAGCUCGGCCGCUCUUCUUCAGCAGUCUGGCUCCCCUCCUCUUUCCCAGUCAGCGUUCUUCCCGCCGAUUGAAUGCGUCAUGCUGCCGACAGGAAGCUUCAAGGACCGGGUGGCAUUCAUCACGGGGGGAGGGACUGGCCUGGGCCGGGCCAUGACCACCACGCUGUCUCAACUGGGAGCCCAGUGUGUCAUCGCCAGCAGGAAGUUGGAGGUUCUGCAGAAAACAGCCGAGGAGAUCAGCUGCCAGACCGGAAACAAGGUCCAUGCGGUCCAGUGUGACGUCAGAGAUCCAGAAGCCGUCUCUUUUUGUGUCGACCAGGUUGAGUCUCUAACUGGACUUCCUGAUGUGAUCAUCAACAACGCGGCAGGAAACUUUGUCUGUCCAUCUGAACAAUUGUCCCCAAACGCCUGGAAAAGCAUUACAGACAUUGUCCUCAACGGGACCGCCUACAUCACCCUGGAGCUGGGCAAGAGACUGAUCCGGAGUCAGAGAGGUGCGUCUUUCCUCGCCAUAACCACCAUCUACGCUGAGUCAGGUUCUGGGUUUGUGGUCCCGAGUGCGUCAGCAAAGGCUGGGGUGGAGGCGCUCUACAAAUCUCUGGCUGCGGAGUGGGGGCGCUAUGGUCACAGGUUUAACAUAAUCCAGCCUGGACCAAUUAGAACCAAGGGAGCCUUCAGCCGUCUGGACCCAACUGGAGAGUUUGAGAAGGCGAUGAUCGGUCGAAUCCCAACCGGUCGACUCGGGACCCCAACGGAGGUCUCAAACCUGGCAGCGUACAUAAGCAGCGACUACGCUACCUGGAUGUCUGGAGCGCUGACUCCAGAUGAGUGGAAGGUCAUCGGGAUGAUGACUAGAAGCGCAAAAGGCUCCUAGAGCAUUCCAAAGCUCCUCCAAGGGCCACAGCCACCAAUCAGAAGAUGUCGUUCUGGUGGACCCGCCCACCUGCUGAUGUCAUCAUGAUGAGAGAAGAUUAUGUCUUGUUACUAAAAGACUAUUAACAGAAACACGUUUAGUCAUGUGACUCGCAGCACACGAUCCCUGUGAAUUUACAUGUGUUUGUCAGUUUGAUAAUAAAAUACUGAAGUUUAACCACAA
This is a messenger RNA of Gasterosteus aculeatus aculeatus (three-spined stickleback), 1227 nucleotides long. NCBI's taxonomy places the organism in Eukaryota, Metazoa, Chordata, Actinopteri, Perciformes, Gasterosteidae. The record is from RefSeq and is a predicted model, not a curated record.